Messenger RNA from Penicillium coprophilum, 1035 nucleotides. RefSeq lists its product as uncharacterized. Lineage: Eukaryota; Fungi; Ascomycota; Eurotiomycetes; Eurotiales; Aspergillaceae. The transcript has a single exon. The record is from RefSeq and is a predicted model, not a curated record. Bases 1 to 1035 code for a protein of 344 amino acids.
AUGGCUUCCGUCACAUGUCUGGCUCUUCAGCCAUCUCUGGCUAUUUCUAAGUGCGAGCCUGUUGUUACAGAGCUCAAGGGAUGCGACUCACCUAUAUACCCAUUUGAGAUGGCCAAGGUGAAAAGGAUCGAUCCACCGGGAGAUGUGCCCAAGAAUUCCGCUCGUCGAGAGUCGCAAACGUCGACAUCUACAAUAAGUUCAAGCCACCCUCGCUCGGCUUCCCGCAGUACAGUGCGAUCGCGGCCCAACAGCCGUCGCAGUUCCUUCCACUCAUCGCGCCGGGCUGUGCCCAACGCCGCCAUUGUGCCUGUCACAUCACCUCGCACUUCUACCCAGGACAAGCGCGAGUCACUACUCGCACUACACCGGGAGUCAUGCCGUCUGUUUCAAGGUGAUGGGUCGAACAGAUCUUCAACCGAGAUAAGAGCUUCGCUCCACCGGACAGCGUCAACUACAUAUAGAUCUCAGCGCGAGGGUCGCACAUCAACAGAGAAAGGCAGCUCGGCACCCUCGUCCCCUAUCGCACCUUCAUAUUCCAGCUUUCGCUUUGAGUCCGAGUCUACUUCACCCACCUCAAUGAGUGCACCACCCUUUGUCACAGCAAGAGAUCGAUCAAACACCUUGCCCAGCAGCAACCACCACCACAGCCCCUCUUCUUCGUCCAUUCACGUCCCGGCGACAGUAAUGGAAUGGACCUCACCUGAUACCCGGCGGCGCGAGUACGAGAAGAUCGACCGUGCAAGCAGCGGUGUCCGCGGACUCUGGCGCCGCGUUGCGCCGCGCUGUUUCCAGACUCGCGACUCUCGCACCCCGUUCUUUGAAGAAGGCAAGUCCGAGCGUGAAGGCAGCGUGCGUCGGUUCCGCAUGGAUCUCCCUGAAGAUGAAGAGCCAGAUUCUCCUCGAGGAAAGCAGCAGGUCCAGCUUUUAGAUCUCCUGGGCAAGACCUCAACUUCCAACUCGAAUUCGAAUCCCCCUGAGGGCACUCGAAAACGUUGGGCGUGUCUCCGUUCGAAGUCCUCUCUCCCUCAUGCCUAA